Messenger RNA from Notothenia coriiceps (black rockcod), 899 nucleotides. RefSeq names its product vacuolar fusion protein CCZ1 homolog. NCBI's taxonomy places the organism in Eukaryota, Metazoa, Chordata, Actinopteri, Perciformes, Nototheniidae. Gene Ontology annotation, cellular component: intracellular membrane-bounded organelle; Mon1-Ccz1 complex. The record is from RefSeq and is a predicted model, not a curated record. Gene Ontology annotation, biological process: vesicle-mediated transport. The transcript has 3 exons. Bases 1 to 372 code for a protein of 123 amino acids.
AUGUAUAUGUUCUUUGAUUUUGUGUUCAGGCCAGAGAAAGAGCCCCAGUUUAAGUUCAUCUACUUCAACCACAUGAACCUGGCGGAGAAGAGCACGAUCCACAUGAGGAAGACGGCCAGCGUGUGCCUCACCUCGGUCCACCCCGACCUCAUGAAGAUCCUGGGAGACAUCAACUGUGACUUUGCCAGGGUUGAUGAGGACGAGGAAAUCAUCGUAAAAGCGAUGACAGACUACUGGGUAGUCGGCAAGAAGUCAGACCAGAGAGAGCUGUAUGUGAUCCUGAAUCAGAAGAACGCCAACCUGAUCGAAGUGAACGAGGAGGUAAAGAGGCUCUGCGCGACGCAGUUCAACAACAUCUUCUUCUUGGACUGAUGGAGCUGAUGAGACGGAGACUGUUCCCCCACACUAACACUGUCAGAGUUGCAGGGUAUCAUGACAGCAUCAGCGUAAUGCAAUAAUUGCAUUGUAAAAUAAAAACAAUUAAAAGCUUUCUCACCAAGUUUUUAUUUUAUUUAACCUUUAAAAAAAAUGUAAUUUUCUCUUGUAAUUAAAUGUAAAUCCAGAUUUUUACUGUACUUUAAUUUUCUUUGUACAUACUUUAAGGAUUUUGUUAACUGUUCAUUGGGAUUUCUUUAGAAACAAUUUGUUCGCAUCAUGAAAAUGUCUCAAAUUAAUUUAAAAACUGACGUGCACACUUUACGCCCAGGUUUCUUUGAUCAUCAGUGAUUAUUUUAAAUACGAUGUCUUCAUGUCAAAAGUAUUGUGGUUUGCAAACAACUGCGCAUUGUCAUUUUACUCUGUGUAAGAAAUGUUUUUUUUAGGUAAGGAUUAAGUAGCAACAUCAGAGAUUAUGUUUAUUUAUUGGACACAUUUUCAGAUGAGAAUAAAGUUUGACAUUA